This is a messenger RNA of Lipotes vexillifer (Yangtze River dolphin), 1337 nucleotides long. RefSeq names its product interleukin 10 (gene IL10). NCBI's taxonomy places the organism in Eukaryota, Metazoa, Chordata, Mammalia, Artiodactyla, Lipotidae. Gene Ontology annotation, molecular function: cytokine activity. Gene Ontology annotation, cellular component: extracellular region. The record is from RefSeq and is a predicted model, not a curated record. Gene Ontology annotation, biological process: immune response. The transcript is spliced from 5 exons. The coding region runs from base 64 to 600 and encodes 178 amino acids.
AGGGGCUUGCUCUUGCAAAACCAAACCACAAGUCUGACUGAACGAAGAAGGCAAAACUCCACCAUGCCCAGCUCAGCACUGCUCUGUUGCCUGAUCUUCCUGGCCGGGGUGGCAGCCAGCCAACACCAGGGCACCCAGGCUAAGGACAGCUGCAUCCACUUCCCAGACAGCCUGCCCCACAUGUUGCGGGAGCUCCGAGCCGCCUUCAGCAGCGUGAAGACUUUCUUUCAAAUGAAUGACCAUCUGGACAACUCGUUGUUGAGCCAGUCUCUGCUGGAGGACUUUAAGGGUUACCUGGGUUGCCAAGCCUUGUCGGAGAUGAUCCAGUUUUACCUGGAGGAGGUGAUGCCGCAGGCUGAGGACCAUGGCCCCAACAUCAAAGAGCACGUGAACUCCCUGGGGGAGAAGCUGAAGACCCUCAGGCUGCGGCUGAGGCGCUGUCAUCGAUUUCUGCCCUGUGAAAACAAGAGCAAAGCGGUGGAGCAGGUGAAGAGUGUCUUCAAUAAGCUCCAAGACAAGGGUGUCUACAAAGCCAUGAGUGAGUUUGACAUCUUCAUCAACUACAUAGAAGCCUACAUGACAACAAAGAUGAAAAACUGAAGUAUUCUAGUGAAGAAACCAUCCAGGAUGGUGACUCUACUAGACUCUAGGACAUAAACUGAAGAUCUUUGAAAUCUGAUCCAGGGUUCUGGGAGAGCAGAACCAGCCCCCUGGAAAACCCUAUUGUACCUCUCACCUAGAAUAUUUAUUACCUCUGAUACCUCAACUCCCAUUUCUAUUUAUUUACUGAGCUUCUCUGUGAAGUAUUUAGAAAGAAGCCCAAUAUUAUACAUUUUUUCAAUAUUUAUUAUUUUCACCUGUGUUUAAGCUGUUUCCAUAGGGUGAUACCCUAUGGUAUUCGAGUGUUUUAAGAGAAAUUGUAAGUUAUAUAAGGAAAAAAAAUUGUUCCUUGGGGAGUCAACUGCAGCUUCAUUUCCAAGCCUAACCACACUUGACAGCUGUUGGGCUAUUUUCCCUGACCUCCCUCUAAUUUCCCUUGUCCCUGGGCCUGGGGUUCCCGGAGUGUUACAAAGACUCUUAUGCUCGUAAGAAGAGAAACUAGGGAGCGCCUUUGACAAUUAAUAUUCCAGUGGCUCUGAGGGAUUCCCCUGACCUCAUUCCCCAGCCACUUCACUCUUGAAAGCUGUGGCCAGCUUGUUAUUUAUAACAACCUAAAAUUGGUUCUAAUAGAACUCAGUCUGUACUAGAAGCAAUUCAAUUCCUCUGGGAAUGUUACAUUGUUUGUCUGUCUUCAUAGCAGAUUUUAAUUUUGAAUAAAUAAAUGGGUCUUAUUAAAA